AUGUAUAUAGAAGCAGAUAUGAAUCGACAUAUGCGGAAUCAUUUUCAUAAUGUUGCAAGAAAUAUGAACAAUUAUGUUGCUGCAUCAAGGCAUCAUUAUCAUCAAAGACGAUUUUAUCCACCUAUGCAUGAUAGAGUACAUUAUUCACCUGCGUAUCAAAGCCCAUCAAUAAUGAAUUCUGGUCUUAGUGGUAUUAUUGCUCAUGGUUUGAAUUUAAUUGGUAUGCCACCAAAUAUUAUCAAUAUGGGUUAUCGUUUUGGUUAUUUUUUUGAUGUUCUUGGAUAA
Messenger RNA from Rotaria sp. Silwood1, 285 nucleotides. The record is from the annotation of a GenBank genome assembly. NCBI's taxonomy places the organism in Eukaryota, Metazoa, Rotifera, Eurotatoria, Philodinida, Philodinidae.